Molecule: messenger RNA, 3293 nt
Organism: Myotis daubentonii (Daubenton's bat)
Lineage: Eukaryota; Metazoa; Chordata; Mammalia; Chiroptera; Vespertilionidae
Gene: DDX51
Product: DEAD-box helicase 51
Molecular function (GO): nucleic acid binding; ATP binding
Source: RefSeq, a predicted model, not a curated record
GCGGUCACCACCGCGCGCUCGGCCGCAGAGGCGCGGCUGCAGGCAUGGCGCUCUUCUAUGUGGCGCGGUACGCGGGGCCCGAGGCGGCCGGGGCGGAGGCGGAGGCGGAGGCGGACGGCCGGGCCCGCGCGCUGCUGGAGCGGCUGCAGUGCCGGGCCCGAGAGCGGCAGCGGCAGCAGCAGUCGCGGCCGCAGGAGCCCGAGGAGGCCGCGCAGACCGAGGGCGCGGCGAGCAGGCGGCGGCGGCGGCGGCCGCGGAGGUGCAAGGGCGGCGGGGCGCCCGGGAGCCCGCAGGCCCCGCGCAGCAAGCGGCGGAGAGAGGCGGGCGAGGAGGCCGGCGCAGAGAGCAGCGAGGAGGCGCCGCGGGAGGGCAGCGUGGACGCCGAGGCCGCGGGGCCGCCCGGGACCCCAGGAGAACAGCCCCCCGGCGAGGCCCGUGGGCCCCCCGCCCACGCUCUGCUGCUCGGGGGCUUCGGGAGGAGCCGGGCGCCCAAGGUCCAGCCUUUCCUGCCGACGUGGCUGGCCGAGCCGAGCCGUGUCGGGAGGAACGUCACUGAAGACCGGGUGCCUAUCGAGGACGUCCCGGAAGUCCACCCUGACCUACAGAGGAAGCUGCGCGCCCACGGCAUCUCGUCCUACUUCCCAGUCCAGGCGGCGGUCAUUCCUGCUCUCCUAGAGAGUGCGGCCCAAGGGUUCCUCGUGGCCAGAGGCGGCUACCAGCCCAGGGACCUCUGUGUCUCCGCCCCGACGGGCAGUGGGAAGACCCUGGCCUUUGUCAUCCCCGUGGUGCAGGCCCUGCUGCAGCGAGCUGUGUGCCAGGUUCGUGCCCUGGUUGUGUUGCCCACUAAGGAGCUGGCCCAGCAGGUGAGCAAAGUAUUCAACGUCUACACCGACGCCACGCCUCUGCGCGUCGCCCUGGUCACCGGGCAGAAAUCGCUGGCCAAGGAGCAGGAGAGCCUCGUCCAGAAGACGGUGGACGGCUUCCGCUGCCUGGCUGACAUCGUGGUGGCCACUCCCGGCCGCCUGGUGGACCACGUGGACCAGACCCCGGGGUUCAGCCUCCAGCACCUCCGCUUCCUGGUCAUCGACGAGGCCGACCGGAUGAUCGACAGCAUGCACCAGUCCUGGCUCCCCCGGGUGGUGGCGGCGGCCUUCCCUGGGGAGGGUGCCAAGGACCCCUUCGCUCUGCUCCAGAGACGGCAGCCCCAGGUCGUGACGGCUGCCAGCACCUGCUGCCCUCAGAUGCCUCUGCAGAAGCUGCUCUUCUCGGCCACACUGACCCAGAACCCCGAGAAGCUGCAGCAGCUGGGCCUGCACCAGCCCUGGCUCUUCUCCACGCGGCCAGCGCGCGGGGGUCCCGGGGACGCCGAUGAGGACGCGGACGCGGACUCGGGCAGGAAGUACACCUUCCCUGCGGGGCUCUCGCACCACUACGUGCCCUGCCGCCUGCGCGCCAAGCCCUUGGUCGUCCUGCACCUGGUCCUGCAGCUGGGCUUCUCCAGGAUCCUCUGCUUCACCAACUCCCGGGAGAACUCCCACAGGCUCUUCCUGCUCGUCCAGGCGUUCGGGGGCGUGACGGUGGCCGAGUUCUCCUCCCGCUACGGGCCCGGCCAGAGGAAGGGGAUCCUGAAGCAGUUUGAACAGGGAAAGAUUCAGCUCCUCAUCAGCACAGACGCCACCGCCCGCGGCAUCGAUGUGCAGGGGGUGCAGCUGGUGGUGAACUACGACGCCCCCCAGUACCUGCGGACCUAUGUGCACCGGGUGGGAAGAACUGCUCGUGCUGGGAACACCGGACAGGCCUUCACGCUGCUCCUCAAAGUGCAGGAGAGGCGGUUCCUCCGGAUGCUGACUGAAGCCGGGGUCCCCGAGCUGGAGCGGCACGACACCCCCAGCGAGCUCCUGCAGCCGCUGGUCCCGCAGUACGAGGAGGCCCUGUCCCAGCUGGAGAGGGCCGUCAAGGAAGAACAGAGGCAGAAGGCGGCCUAGGCUGGGCCCUGAGGACGAUGGGACCGAGCCUGGGCGGACAGGCCUCCGGGAGGAGCCCCAGCGCACUGGCUGCUCAGCCCACGCCCGGGCGAGGCCCUUCGUCACGGCACCAGGCCUGGCCGGAGGCGGCCAAGCACACGGGUCCGCCUCUGAUCGGCUGCUCCUCUGGGGCAGGAGCGGAUGGCUCGGACGGGCCCAGAACCGACGGGGUGAGGUUGGCCCUGAGGCCGAGUUUUGGGCUUCAGCUCGUCUACACCUCAGGGUGCUCCCAUCGCGUUGGGAACGUGCCCCCAGCCUUACAUCAGCCCCCACCACGCCGCAUGCAGAGUGACGAGCACGAGAGGCUCUGGUGACUGACUGAAAACCGGCUUCCGAGCAGACCCACUGCCCGUGCUGACGCCAAGAGACUGAAGAAGGGACGCGCUGGUGUCUGCCUCUGCGCCCAAGUCCAUCGAGCAGAACGGCUGGUCCCAGGCUCGCGGGCAGGGACGGGGCAGGAGGCACUGAGGGGCCCUCCGCAGAGGCCGUCCGCGCGCCAGCGCUUGUCCUGAGCCAGCUCACUCGCCUCGUGGUCCCGCCCACACCACCCCUGGCGCACAGGGCCGGUGGAUGGAGCCGCCGAGCGUGGAGCCGGCUCGCUUAUGCCCUGGCAUCUGGAAUGCAGGCCCCUGCAGCCAUCACGCCGCCUCCCUCCGCGGGGGCCUUGAACCUGGUGGGGGCCUGCGUCUGAAUUGAGGCUGCUGGCUCGGGGCCUGGCCUGCCCGGAACCCAGUGUGGUGGGAGGUGGUCGCGGCUGCUGCUGCUGCUGCUGCGCUGCCUUCUGUGGGGCCGCGGGAAGCACCUGAGCCUGAACGUGGGGGACCCUCUUGCAGGACGACACUGCUCUCAAGGUCUGAGGAAGGUUUCCCUCUGAUUUCCUGAACAUUCUUAUUCGUGAACAGAGCUUUAGCUUUGCCUUUGUAACCAAAGGCCUAUUAAAGUGAUUUCUCCGACAAAAAAAAAAUGCGCCCCAAUACAAAGUUAAGAAGUGCUGGGAGCCCUGGCCGGUUUGGCUCAGUGGAUAGAGUGUUGGCCUGUGGACUGAAGGGUUCUGGGUUCGAUUCCAGUCAGGGCACAGGCCCAGGUUGUGGGCUCGAUCCCCAGUAGGGUGUGUGCAGGAGGCAGCCGAUCAAUGAUUCUCAUCAUGGAUGUUUCUAUCCCUCCCUCCCCCUUUCUCACAAAUCAAUAAAAAUACAUUUUUUAAAAAAGUGCGAGUCUGAGACCUGUGGCUGCUCUGGAGUCCUCCGCUGCGCAAAGGGGGUCGCAGCC